Messenger RNA from Argiope bruennichi, 2389 nucleotides. Its product is annotated as glyoxylate reductase/hydroxypyruvate reductase-like. Bases 88 to 1068 code for a protein of 326 amino acids. Gene Ontology annotation, cellular component: cytosol. Gene Ontology annotation, molecular function: glyoxylate reductase (NADPH) activity; NAD binding; hydroxypyruvate reductase (NADH) activity. NCBI's taxonomy places the organism in Eukaryota, Metazoa, Arthropoda, Arachnida, Araneae, Araneidae. The record is from RefSeq and is a predicted model, not a curated record. The transcript is spliced from 9 exons.
UGUAAGGUGACUUCCUUUCUAUCCUUCUGUCAAACGUUCACUUGAAAGGAUCGUUCUGUCACUCUCUCUGCCUCCUCAGCGCAAAAGAUGAGCAAGCCCAAAGUUCUCGUUACGAGGCCCGAUGUGCCCGUCGAAGGAGUCAAUUUGCUUAAGGAAAAAUGCGAGGUGGAGAUUUACGACCAAGAAAAGCCCAUCGAGAGGGACGCCCUCCUCAAGAUGAUAAAAGGGAAGGACGCUCUCUUAUGCCUCUUGACAGAUCCCAUUGACAAGGAGGUGAUUGAAACAGCUGGUCCUCAACUAAAGGCUAUUGCCACCAUGUCCGUUGGAUAUGACCAUAUUGAUACUAAAGUAUGCAAAGAAAAAAACAUUCCUGUCAGCAAUACACCUGACGUAUCUACAGACUCUGUUGCUGAAAUGACCGUUACUCUUUUGCUAGCUGCUGGAAGAAGGCUUAUAGAUGCUUCAAAAGCUAUUAAAAAUGGUGAAUGGGUCUAUGCCUGGAGUCCUCUCUGGCUCUGCGGUCAAGGGUUGACCAAUGCCACUGUUGGAAUUGUUGGUAUGGGAAGGAUAGGUCAAGGUGUAAUGAAACGAAUCCUGCCUUUCGGGGUUGCAAAAGUGCUGUACUUUGACGUAUUCCAUCCUAUCAAACCAGCUGAGGACAUGGGUGCUCAGUACGUUGAAUUUGAAGAACUUGUGAAACAGAGCGACUUCAUCGUCGCCAUGUGCAACUUGUCUGAGCAAACACGAAACCUUUUCAACAAGAAAGCUUUCGAUUUGAUGAAACCCACCGCAGUAUUCGUUAAUACCAGCAGGGGCGGCGUCGUGAACCAAGAAGAUUUGUAUGACGCCCUGAAGAACAAGAAAAUCCGCGCUGCCGGUUUAGACGUCAUGGUCCCAGAGCCCUUGCCUAAGGAUCAUCCUCUCACUACUCUUGAGAAUAUCAUUUUGACACCACACGUUGGCAGCGCUGAGGUCUCUGUUCGUGUUCAAAUGGCUAAGUUGGCUGCUCAGAAUAUUCUGGCCGUUCUGGAUGGCAAACCCAUGGUCAGCCCCGUUCCUCUGGGAUAAAUUGCUCAGUUAUGUACUUUUCCAGACUCUAUGACUGUAGGUCCGCUUUCCUCUGUGCUUUCUGUCGGUUCACAACAUAAUUGACGCCUGCUGUAUCGGAAAAAUGUCCGCCCAGACUGUAUUUCUUGGAAGAGCUUUGAGUGCAUUUCAACAGUGAAAUAUGCCCCAUUUUGUGAAUUAUUAAAUAUAAAUUUUAAGCGAACAGCUUCUAUUAGCGUAUUUUGGUAAUUAAGUUUUUAAAUGCUUGCAUUUUCUGCAUGCAACUAAGGAUUUUCGAAGUUGGUGCUAAUAUUUCGAUCAAAAGGGCUUAUAAUUGUUUAAAAAUGAUCAUCAAAUGUUUUUGAAUUUAAUUUAAAUAAAAAGGCAUUAUGGUUAGUGUAUUUAAAGCACUAUUAAGCGAUCUAGACAAAUGCUGAAAGUAUAUAUUAUAAAGAAAAAAUUGUGUUAAAAUUAAAUUGAUAAAUGUUCUAUAACCACACGAUGAUUGGAUAAUUUAUUUUCUAACUGCACGCGUCAAUUAGCAGUAACUUUUUUUUGUCGUGCUAUAGAGUAGCUUCACUUCAUUUCUUCAUCUGUGAAAUGUAUUUCCUUCUCGUCAAAUUUUCGUAUUCCUAUUUGUGAUAAUCUUUACUUCUAGUCGAUUUUCGAAUAAUCUUCACAUCCACUGGAUUUCUGUUUAGAAAAUCUAUUAACUAUCCAGGUGCAAAGUAAAUAAACUCCUUAUGCAAAGUAAAUGUUUGUGAUAGGUUUACAUAUGAAUGUUACGAAGUGUUUAAAAUCUUAUAUCUAUUUUCCAACCUUUUCCAAGCCUUGCCACUAAGUAAUAUCUCCUUGGUGUUAUUUUUAUAAACUCUUAACGAACAUAAAUUGUACAUAUACAUAUGAAAUAUUUUUUAUUUUAAAUAUCUCUCAAAUAAUCGUCAUCCAUAACUUUCUGCGGCAUUUAGAUUACAUUAGUGAAUGGUGCUAUACGAAAACAGACACUUUUCUCAUAGGAAUACAAAUACCCUCUAAAACUAUAUUUUCUGUGCUUUUACUUUUAUGUACUACUUAUUAAACAGAAAUUUAUUAGUUAAAAAUGUUUUAAUUUUGGAACUUUUAUUUACAAUUAUUUUAUGUCAAUUGUGAUUUUAUGUUGUUUAAGUGGUUUCAUGUCCAUAGGAAUGUUGCGUUAAAUGAAUUAUGCAUUUAAAAACUCGAGAGCCUAUAUUAAAUUGUCAUAUGCCUACGCCUUUUGUAUGUUUGCUUGAUGCAGGCUUUUGUAUCUGCGUGAUCGUGAUCAGUGUAUACUCAUUGGAAAAAUAAAUCUAUUCCUUUCCUA